Messenger RNA from Protopterus annectens (West African lungfish), 3391 nucleotides. RefSeq names its product platelet derived growth factor C (gene PDGFC). Gene Ontology annotation, cellular component: membrane. The record is from RefSeq and is a predicted model, not a curated record. The transcript has 6 exons. Gene Ontology annotation, molecular function: growth factor activity; platelet-derived growth factor receptor binding. Lineage: Eukaryota; Metazoa; Chordata; Ceratodontiformes; Protopteridae. The coding region runs from base 1006 to 2034 and encodes 342 amino acids. Gene Ontology annotation, biological process: positive regulation of protein autophosphorylation; platelet-derived growth factor receptor signaling pathway; positive regulation of phosphatidylinositol 3-kinase/protein kinase B signal transduction.
CUCCGCUUUGCAGGCUCGCAUGCCUGCUGUAGCACCUGUUGUAUCGCCAGUUGGCAGUCUGCGCUCACCCACGAGGCCGUCGCUUAACACAAGCUCUGUCCGCUAUCAAGCGCUCUUCUGAAGAUGCCGUCCCCCAGGCUUAGCCAAGUUCUGCAGUUUGUCCGCCAGCUGUAGCAGCAAUUUUCCACCAAACGGGCUGUUAUCUGCGUUCUGCAGAAGCAAACGACACACCGUGCACUUGUGUGGAGGCAACAUACAUGCUCACCUGAAGGACCUUUAAGUACAGAGUGCAUGUAGCUGUGCUGAGGCACUUGCAUGAGCUGGCUCUUGGCGGGGUAAAGUUUUGUAACUGUUUAAUAAAACGGACCUUUAAAUACUAGGCAGAAUCAGUUUGGAGAAGGCAUCAACAGAGAAGAGAGGAACAUUUUAAGUUUGAAUUGCUAUGGGGACUGUUUCAAAGUAAGACAACUCACGGCCAGUUUGGAGUCAGUGGAAUUGUCUCAAGUGUAUGUGUGCCAAGUAAUGGUUUAUUUACUAGUUCGUGCGCUCAGGAAAGUUCACAACAGUAAUUGAGAAUUUCAGUUUCUUAUUAAAACAUUCCGAGAGCUACCAGUUUAAUCAUUUAUCACAGUAAAGGUAGUCAUCACGUUUGUGAAAGUUGUGCCAAGUUUAUGUAAAGCUGACAGGUGCUCAGCACGAACUUUUCUCCCUGUGUUCUCUUAAAAUUAUAUCACUACUACGUCUGGCAUUAAGCCACAUUGGGGUUUGGUGCAGUUUUUUAUUAUUAUUGCAAUUACCUACUGGGGGAAAACAGGAACAUAUGACGGGUGUUGAAUAGUAUUCUGUGGAUUAUACCCAACGCUUAUCAACUGCAAAUGUUACCAACACUGGGUCAUUGCUUUCCGAAUAUUGCAGUUGCUAUUUUGUGAAAGGGAACUUGAAGCACCUUCGACAGGAGUGAAGUACUAAGUGUACCUGCUGCCUUCUUUCUCUCAGCCCUUCCAAAUGUCCCUGCGGGUGAUUAUUCUGGUAUUUGCCCUCUGCUUUCUUCAUGAGUCUGUGGCUGACUCCAGCCUGAGCGGCAAGUUUCAGCUUUCUGUUGUCAAAGAUCAGAAUGGAGUACAAGACAAUCAGCGUGAGAAAAUCAUUACUGCAUCUUCAAAUGGAAGCAUUCAGAGUCCCAAAUUCCCUCAUAGCUACCCUCGUAAAGUAGUGUUGGUAUGGACAAUUAUAGCAGCUGAAAAUAUGCUUAUAGAGCUCACCUUUGAUGAAAGAUUUGGGCUUGAAGACCCAGAAGAUAAUAUUUGCAAGUAUGACUAUGUAGAGAUUGAAGAACCAAUGGAUGGGACUAUUUUAGGACGGUGGUGUGGGUCUAAAACAGUACCAGGAAAGCAGAUUUCUAAGAGAAAUAAGAUCAGGAUACGCUUUGUAUCAGAUGAGUACUUUUCUUCUGAACCUGGAUUCUGUAUCAUGUAUACCAUUAUUGCACCACAACUUUCAGUACCCGUGGUACCUUCUGUGUUACCUCCGUCAGUGCUAUCAUUAGACCUGCUAAGUGAGAACAUUUCUGGCUUCAGCACUGUGGAAGACCUCAUCAAGUAUUUAGAGCCAGACAGGUGGCAACAGGUUCUGGAUAGCUUGUAUAACCCAACACAUCACAUCAUAGGAAAGGCAUUUGUCCAUGGAAGAAAAUCACGAGUACUGGAUCUGAAUCUGGCAAAGGAGGAGGUCAGAUUGUACAGCUGCACUCCACGUAACAUUUCAAUAUCGCUGAGAGAGGAACUUAAACGAACAGAUGCCAUAUUCUGGCCAAAUUGUUUGCUGAUUAAGCGCUGUGGAGGGAACUGUGCCUGCUGCAUCCACAACUGUGGCGAAUGUCAGUGUGUACCCACUAAAGUCACCAAAAAAUACCAUGAGGUUCUACAAUUCAAGCACAAGGCUGGAUCACGAGGACUGCACAAGUCCCUGACAGAUGUACCCAUUGAACAUCAUGAGGAAUGCGAAUGUAUGUGUAGUAGCAAUACAGAAGGAUAAAUGUGUCCAUGGUCUGAUUUUCCUAUGAGACAGAUCCCAUCAAUGAGAGACCGUCUUAUGGAAUUUGAUUUAUUUUGCUGUUGCAGUCGCAGUUAUUUGAUCUGAGGACUCUUGCUGCCUUCUUGGAUUUAUAACAAAUUUAAGAGGAGACACUGAUUGUUCCGGCUAUGCGUCAAUAGGAUUAUGGAUACCACACAGAACUUGUAAAGCUGAAAGAUGCAAACAGUACCUGAAAAAGACAAAAUAAUUGAACCAGACUUAAGAAAGAGGUUUAUUUUUUGUUACCUGUUUCAGAAAUAUUCUUAGAUGCAUUGGUUUUCAAAGAGGAAAUAUGAAGACCUUAUAGACUGUGGACUAACAUAUGAACUUAAUGUUAUUGUGGUAGCCUUAAUGAGAGAAGACUGUUAUUGCAUUUUACAUGAAUAACACCAUUUAUUAUGUAUUUUGGAGGCAGGUCUGUAUCUGCAUUUUGUUAUUCCUUGUACACCUUUUUUACUUCAAGGACAUUUUGCAGCACCAUUAUACCUUCAAACAUUGUUACAUGUCUUUUAUAUGAUGUUCUGUUGAAUUUCCUUAACAGAUACAUGAACCUGGAUAUUUACUUUAUUACCAGUAAACACUGUGUCAUCUGCCAUAUCAACCUGUCUAAGAGCAUUGUGGGUGAUAUUUUGAGCUGACAGAUAUGCAAAAUUAUUUCCAUAAUCUCAGACUUGAUGCUUUUUUAAUUGUGUACAUUUUUAUACUCUCAUUUAUGAUAUAUAUCUUUUCUAGUACUGUCAAAUAUAUCUAUUUUUACGAACAUUAUUUAAUAUUUCCGCUUUGCCUUUGAAUAUGUUUAAAUAAAUAAAUGAGACACUAAACCAACACAUUGCAUCUAGAAGAAUAAAACACCACCAUCUCAAUAUGUUUCAAAUGGCUGAUAGGUUGUUGAUAAUGCCUAGUGCUUGGAGAAUAUUGCUGUGUUUGGGAGUUUGGAGAUAUGAAGGUAGUGAUUUAUAUAAGGAGCUUCUGGAUUUCUGAGCCUCAACACACAUAGUGUCUACAAAUAAUAAAAACAUCAGUGUUACACUUGUGCGGUGUUACUAGGAGUUUGGGAGCAGAUGCUUUUUUUCAUCUUUCUUUAAAUGGAAUGUAAAGAACUCUAAAACAACAUGAUUUUUAAAGUAUGCACUGUUGAAGAUAGGUGUUGUAAUCCAGGAUAAUUAAAUAGUUAAAUUCAUAAUAUAGCUGUCCUUCACCAAACAGUUGUGAUAAUCUGUUUUAUCUCUUCCUUAGAAAUGCUGGGUAUUUUAUUGCACAUUUUGUGACCCUGCUGCCUGUCAGCUUUCAAUCCCCUCCUGUAUUAUUGACGGAAUGA